Messenger RNA from Cannabis sativa, 1448 nucleotides. RefSeq names its product F-box protein At2g27310. The transcript has a single exon. The coding region runs from base 227 to 1270 and encodes 347 amino acids. NCBI's taxonomy places the organism in Eukaryota, Viridiplantae, Streptophyta, Magnoliopsida, Rosales, Cannabaceae. Gene Ontology annotation, molecular function: protein binding. The record is from RefSeq and is a predicted model, not a curated record.
AACUCGUGAGACUUUUUUCGGUAAAUGAAGUGACAAAAAGGAUAUUUCCUCUCUCUCUCAACCCAAAAUCCCAACUAUAAAACCUCAACUCCAAACCCAAUUUUUAUUUGUCUCAUCUUACUCAAUACGAGUUUUACAACAACCAACACCAUUCCCCCAAGCCUAAAAAUAAGAAGAAAAAAAAAUACAUAAAUUGUUAAGACAGACUCAAAAACGACACCGUUACAUGGCAACUCCCGACCUAACAACGAAUCAAACGGCGGGAGACGAUCACGGCUGUGAAAGGACAAUCUCAGCCCUCCAUCCCGACAUCAUUCGGGCCCAUAUUCUGGCCCGUCUCGACGGCCCGUCCCUGGCUUCGGCCGCUAGCGCGUCGUCUCAACUCCACGCGCUUUCCGUUGACGAGUCCCUAUGGCAAGACAUAUGCACUUCCAUGUGGCCCUCCGUAGCGGAUCCCCGCCUCCAACAACUUAUCGUCUCCAACUUCCCUUCUGGCCACCGUUCUUUCUUCUCCGACUCAUUCCCAACAAUAGACGAGGUUCCGCCACGUGUAUUCAAUCACAAUCUCAGCCGUCCAUCCGGAUUAAUCUCCGCCGUCGAUAUUUUCUACCAGGGAAAACUCGUCCUCUCCAAAAUCGAAGAGACCGAAACCUUAUCAGAGUGGUUCCUCUGCUCACCGUUUCUGGUCGAAUUAAUCGACCCGAAAGAUCCGAUCCCGACAGAUAUACGACGCGCCGCCGUGCCCGGGGACGACGACGGCGCGUGGCUGAAACACUUGGAAGAAAAUGUAACGCUGAGCUGGAUACUUAUCGACCCAAACCUUAAGAGGGCUGCGAAUGUUUCGAGCCGGAGACCUGUAUCGGUUAAUCGACACUGGCUGACCGGAGAAAUUCAGCUCCGAUUCUCGACGGUGAUGACGGGGGCGAGAGAGGUGGUGCAGUGUGGGUUGGUGGUCACGUGCGGGGGUGAUACUGAUAAGGAAAGAGGGAAGAUGCACGUGAGGGAGGUGGGGUUACACGUGGAGGAUAUGGAAGGUAGGCACCUGAAGGGGAGUGAGAGCUUGGUUAUAUUGGGAAACGCCAUUGAAGGAGGAGGUAGGAGAAAGGUACGGAAGAGUAGAGAGGGGAAAGAGAGAUAUGAGGAAUAUUUGGGUUUGAGGAGAGAGAGUAGAGAGAGAAAGCUUAGUCGAGAGAAAGCUCUUGACUUGGUCUGCAUCGUUACUGGCCUUUCUAUUUUUAUCUUUUUUUGGUCUUUUAUUCUUUUCAGAUAAAGAAAAAAAGGAAAACAGUUAUUACGGUUAGUUACUCUGUUGUACAAUGUACAUAACAUUACAUAAAUUACAUUAGGAAAAGAGACAGGUAAAUAGGGAUUGAAUUGGAUUGCAGCCAAUGAAGUUGUUUAUAUUAAUAUUUGAAUAUAAAAGUAAUGUAUAUUUACUUUACCAAAAA